Molecule: messenger RNA, 555 nt
Organism: Necator americanus (New World hookworm)
Lineage: Eukaryota; Metazoa; Nematoda; Chromadorea; Rhabditida; Ancylostomatidae
Exons: 1
Coding region: 1-555 (184 amino acids)
Source: RefSeq, a predicted model, not a curated record
AUGAUGAACAACCUGACCACCGAACUUGCAGGAAGAAACUUGCGCUUUGCUGAUGACAUCGUACUGAUAACAUCCAGCAUCAUCCAAGCGGAACGAAUGCUGACCGAAUUCGACGAAACAUGUGUGUGCAUUGGUCUUCAGCUGAAUCUGCAGAAGACGAUGUUCAUGCGCAACGAAUGGCUCUCGGACGCCCCUUUCACGCUCAACGGAACGAGCAUAUCCGAAUGCACCAGCUACGUUUAUCCAGGUCGGGAAUUGAACAUGAUGAACGACCUGACCCCCGAGCUGAGCAGGAGGAGAAGAGCGGCUUGGGGAGCGUACAAGAUCAUCGAGGAUGUAGUGAAGAAGACCAGGAACACCCGGCUCCGUGCUCACCUCUUCAACACCACCGUACUUCCUGCUUUGACCUAUGCUUCGGAAACCUGGGCAUUUCGCAAGCAGGAAGAAAACGCGGUGAGCGUCAUUGAACGCGCAAUUGAGAGAGUGCUAAGAGUAUCCCGUUUCACGCAAGUGAGGGAUGGGAUUCGAAGUGCUACGUCAGCGAUCGAAGAUUAG